AUGUCGUCCACCGCACACUCGCCCCAAAAGAUCAAGCUGUGCGAGCACGUGUUGCUCGUGCACUUUGGUCCCAUCGCCGCGCGCAUCGGUGCAUUGCUCCUCAAACGAGGCCGUCUCACCAUCCGCGAGAUCCAGCGCUUCCUCAACCAGGCACCCACUCGCACCAACCGCGGGCCUACCGACCCUUUUACCAAUGCCUCCACCACCCACACCAAGUCCACGCUCGUCUCGGCUCCCAUCGCCGGUGCCAGCACGAGCUACAACACCGGCGAUCCCAACGCGCCCGUUCCCGUACCAAAGCUGCUCAUCGAACAGACCAUCCUAACGCUCAUCCAGCACGGCUGCGCCUGGCACAGCUCCACCGACCCGGACAUCGCAGAUCCUUCGCAGGAGUUCUUCGAGAUCAACAUCAACGACGUUCUGCUCCGUCCGCGCUUCGGCAGAUACAUUGGCAUCGCGGAAGACGAGCUAGGCGACACUUCGGCGCGCAUCGUCAAGCUCGUCCUCCAGCACGGCAAGCUCCAGGCGAGCGACAUCAUCGACCGCGUCGCUUCCGAGAUGCACACACAGCAGAACGCCUCGGCAUCCGUGCCGCCAGAUGCAGCGGUCAACGGCGAGCCACCCAACGGAACCGCCAACGGCUCGCACAAGCGCAAGGCCGAUGACGAGCUGGCGGGUGUGCAGGCCGAGGUGGCGCGCGCGCUCACCGUCAUGCUCUUCCGCACCUACCUGCGUCCGAGCUCGGUGCACCAGUACGUGUCCCCGCGCGACAAGGAGAUCAAGUACGAAGCCAAACGCCGGCGCGAGCUGCGCGGCAUCCCCACGCCCAAGGACCUGCAGCGCAUCCGCGAAGAGGUGCGCGUCCAGAUCGCCGACGAGCGCGACGCCGACUGGGAUUUCGCCGCCACCAGCGUCAGCCUCGGUCCCGACGGCCUCGCCGCUGCCGACCACCGCGAGACACGGCGUGGCCUGGUGCGCAAGAAGCAGAGUGCCAUCGCGCUCGCCAGCGCCGCGUCCAAGUCGAAGCGCUCCAAAUCGUCGAGCAGCUCCAAGGACAAGAAGGCCAAGGACAAGGUCAAGGACAGGAACGGCCUCAACGGCGUGCAUCCGGCCGCGGGCACGGCGGAAGGCUUCGAUCCGGCCGACGACUACGAGAUUGAUCCGAGCGUGUGGCUGCGCGUGCACUACGACCGCUUCGACGUGCACGUGCGCGACGAGAUCAUGGUCGACGCCGUGCGCGAAAAGUACAACAACACCGCCGCCGAGGUGUUCCGCCAGCUCAUCCAUGCGGGCGACUCGUCGAUGCGCCGCUCGGUGCGCGACGUGCGCAGCGCACCCAUCUCGAUCACCACGCUCGCGCACAAGCUGCCCUCGGAGCUGUCGCUGCAGAAGGGCUUUGACCGGCGCUCGUUUGGCAAGGACAAGGCGGCGCUGCCUACCAGGCAGGAGUUCCUCGCCGAGUACUGCGCCAUCUUUUCGCACGCCGAAGACGUCUCGGGCAAGUCCAAGACGAGUCGGCUCAUGGCGCCGGCGUCGGACAGCACCACCAAGACCGCCGGUGGGUCCAAGGUGGCCUCGUCGCUCACGGUCGAGUUUGCCAAUGUGGCGGAGCGCAUGCGGCGCGAUCUGCUGCGCAACGUGGUGGAGGACAAAUUUGGCGGGGCGGCGAUUCGCAUCAUGAAUAUCCUGCGCGACAAGGGCAAGUUGGAGGAGAAGCACAUCUCGAAGCUCGCCUUGGUGUCGAUUUCCGAGACGCGCGAUCUGUGCAGUCGACUCUUCCAUGCGUCGCUGUUGGGGCUGCAGGAGGUGCCCAAGACCAAGGAUCGUGAUCCGGCCAAGACGUUCUUUCUGUGGUUUGUCGACGAGGCAAAGUGCCGUGCGUGGCUGCUGGACCAUCUGUACCAGAGUCUGGCGAGGAUCAGUCAGAGGAGGAACGACGAGAUGCGCAGACAGCUGCCGCUGCUACGCAAGGUCGAGAGGAGCGAUGUCAAGCAGGAUACCGUGGGAUUGCUGUCCGAGUGGGAACGCGAGAGCUGGUCCAGGCUGCAGACGGUGCUUCAGAUGCUCACGGUUGCCGAGAUGAGGACCGAGAUGGACGUUUUCGUCAUGCGCGAUCUCGCAGCAGGCACUUUUGUGUCCGAAGACUAA
Messenger RNA from Moesziomyces antarcticus, 2148 nucleotides. RefSeq lists its product as uncharacterized. The transcript has a single exon. NCBI's taxonomy places the organism in Eukaryota, Fungi, Basidiomycota, Ustilaginomycetes, Ustilaginales, Ustilaginaceae. Gene Ontology annotation, molecular function: single-stranded DNA binding. The coding region runs from base 1 to 2148 and encodes 715 amino acids. Gene Ontology annotation, cellular component: RNA polymerase III complex. Gene Ontology annotation, biological process: DNA-templated transcription. The record is from RefSeq and is a predicted model, not a curated record.